GAGAUCGGCUUGAAAACCGGAAGUGCUGCCUCGCCCGUUUGUGUUUGUGUCUCCGUUUCUCAGUCCCGCAGUUGCUUUUUGAGGGCUCUCGGUUACCUCGUCAUCCCAGAAGCGUGGACUCUGGGUUUCUGUCGGCUCUCGAGAGUGAGCCCGGGCGGGAGGCGGCGGUUGCGGCGGCUCAGAUGGGAGGGAGCGGGAGGAGGCAGGGCUAGUUGCUAUGUGGCGCCGGAUCCUAGCUCUGCUCGUUCAUCCAUUUUUGCCCACCAAUCCAGGAGCCCUCGGUAUCGGCGGUGGCAUGUUCUACGCGGUGCGGAGAGGUAGGAGAAUUGGGGUGUACGCCACCUGGAAUGAAUGUAAAGAACAAGUUGAUAAAUAUCAGUAUGCCAGCUACAAGAAGUUUGGAACAGAGAAAGACGCUUGGGCUUUUAUAAAUGAAGAAUCAACAAAUUCAUCAAUUUCUUCAACAGGCUUUGGUGAAAAGCAGGACAGUCAUAGACGUUGCUUUAACAAGGCUACAUCUGAAUCAAGUUAUAUGAGAUCAUACAAAAGACCAUACGAAGAGGUUUCAGAGAAGAAAUAUACAUAUAAGCGUGUAAAAUAUACAGAUGUUCCUUAUACUCCUCCAGCAAAUAAGAAUGAAUUCGUGUAUAUGGGAGAUUAUAUAGUUGUUUACACGGAUGGAUGUUGUUCAAGUAAUGGACGCCAGGAAGCACGUGCUGGAACAGGUGUAUAUUGGGGGCCUGGUCAUCCUCUAAAUACUAGUGAAAGACUUCACGGACGGCAGACAAAUCAAAGGGCUGAAAUAAAUGCAGCUUGCAAGGCAAUAGAACAAGCAAAGCGUCAAAAUAUCACAAAACUGGCAAUCUAUACGGACAGCAAAUUCACCAUUAAUGGGGUGACAAAUUGGAUCCCAAACUGGAAGAAUAACGGUUGGAAAACCAGUGCAGGAAAAGAAGUAAUAAACAGAGAAGAUUUUGAAAGGCUUGCUAAGCUUUCAGAAGGGAUGGACAUCCAGUGGAUGCAUGUUCCUGGUCAUGCUGGCUUUCCUGGAAAUGAAGCAGCUGAUCGAUUAGCAAAAGAAGGAGCUGGAAAAUCAUCAUGUUAGCAUUUUAUAAUGCAAAUCCUCCACUUAGUGAUAAGAAUAAAGAUUACACUUGUUUUAAGUUCAUAUUUGUUGUCUCCAUAUGCUUUAGAAUAAAUGAGACAAAUAUUUUGCUUAAAUGGUGAAGAAUGUAAAUGCUUAUGUACCCUAUGUUGUUGUUCCCAAUCUGUGUCCAAGAGUUGAAUUUUGCAUCAUAUUAGUUAUGUAAAACAGCAAAUUGGAAAGUCUUAAAAAUACAGGAAGUACAAUACAAAACCAAAUUAUUAAAUCAUCAUAAUCUUACCCAAUCUGGUACAAACUCUGAAUGUAAGACCAAUGUUCACAGUAUAUUCAGGUGUUUUGGAGCAGAUUACUUUGUUAUUUAUAUAAAUGAUUAUUGGUGCUGGCAUACCUAGUAUACAAUGCUGGCACAAUAAACAUGUUUGCUACU
Messenger RNA from Notechis scutatus (mainland tiger snake), 1532 nucleotides. It is a transcript of the gene RNASEH1, whose product is annotated as ribonuclease H1. Gene Ontology annotation, molecular function: RNA-DNA hybrid ribonuclease activity; magnesium ion binding; nucleic acid binding. Gene Ontology annotation, biological process: DNA replication, removal of RNA primer. NCBI's taxonomy places the organism in Eukaryota, Metazoa, Chordata, Lepidosauria, Squamata, Elapidae. The record is from RefSeq and is a predicted model, not a curated record.